Molecule: messenger RNA, 7063 nt
Organism: Lates calcarifer (barramundi perch)
Lineage: Eukaryota; Metazoa; Chordata; Actinopteri; Centropomidae
Gene: sema3b
Product: sema domain, immunoglobulin domain (Ig), short basic domain, secreted, (semaphorin) 3B
Exons: 18
Coding region: 1240-3663 (807 amino acids)
Biological process (GO): positive regulation of cell migration; negative regulation of axon extension involved in axon guidance; neural crest cell migration
Molecular function (GO): semaphorin receptor binding; chemorepellent activity
Source: RefSeq, a predicted model, not a curated record
CCUCUGAGCACUUCUACUCUGCUCAGCUCCUGUGAAAACUCUGCGUGUGUGUGUGUGUGUGUGAACUCUUCGCGUGUGUGUGUUACGAGGAGUUUUAUGUGUGUGCAUAGGGUUGUGUGUUUUUCUAAGUGGCGCUGGAGUGUAGCUGUUCAUCAGUGGAGCUGACUGCAGACAGGGGAAUACUCAGAUCUCACUGCGCUGCCGUUUAACUUGCACACCGGCUGCCUUUUGGACUUUUUUUUUAAAGUCUCACUGGACUUUUUUGCACCAAAGUGGGACUCUGCAGCUGCUCUCUUUCUGCCCUCCAGGCACCAUUCCCACCACUGGAAUUACUGAAGAUUUUUUUCAGUUUUAGAGGAAUUUCUAUGUACUUCAAACAUAUUUUUAUUCAUCCUUCCAAUUUAUGGAGUUUAAAAUUCACUAUCAGUUGUUUUCACCUGAACUUCUCUGUACAUUCACAUUGAAUUCAGACAUGCUCAAGCCUGAGAAUGGGUGUUUUGCAAGCACAUAGCAAGAGCUCAGUGAGUGUGUGUAGGUGUGUAUGCAGCACUCUCUAUACCAUUAGUGUAUAAUCAAGAGGGAUCUUCUCAUAUGGACGAUUGUUUUCUUUUUUAAUGCAGUGGAGAAACUAUGAGAGGUUGAACAUCAAAAAACAGUACUGUAGCUAUGGAAACGGUCAGUGCUGUCGGAUUCAUUUCAGGCUCAGGUGGAUGCUGAUCCCAACCCGGAAUGUUCUGAACUCUUUUGGAAUUUGGUUGCCCUGGAAACGGAUGGACAGGCCUCUAUUCCCAUGUCUGACGUUUUUGUCCCGUUUUGGAUGUGAGAGGUGAACUUGGUCGCCCUUCCCGGGAGGAGCAGUGGAUCUAACUCUGAAGAAACAAGGAGGACGUCAUAAAGAUUACACUGAAUAUUAAGAACUUAAAAGGAAGACUGAAGCCCUGCUAAAGCAAACAGCAAGAGAAUCUGUUUAGGGCUUGUGAGGCUGAUCCUGAGUCCUUGCCAAAAGAACUAAACUCAAAACAAAUCAGUCCAAAGACGAGUGGACUAUCUAUUUGGUAUUGCUCUGAAUCAGAACUAAAACAGGACAUUAACAAAACCAGUACAAAGUAAGACAAAUAUUGGGCAUUUAUGGUAAGUGGACUCUGAGGCAAAAAUAGGCCAAAAUCCAGCUAAAAACCACAGUAAAUUAAUUUCAUUGACUCAGAUUUUCAGUCAAAAGAAAAUUCUAAUCUCACCAAGAUGAUGACCAUGAUGAUGAUGAUGGUGGCCAUGAUGGUCACCUGCAGCUCUCUGCUUCUGCUGGGUCUAGCCGCUGCCCAUGCUUCCUCCAGCACCAUGACCCGCACUUCCUCUUCAUCUUCACAGUCCUCUUCCUCCUCCUCAUCCUCACCACGCAUGAAGCUCUCAUAUAAAGAACUGCAGCAGUUCCAUGGAGUGCGUCGAUUUGAACUGGAGCGCUCCUGCUGCUUCAGUGCCCUGCUGUUGGAUGAAGAAAGAGGCCGUCUAUUUGUCGGGGCCAAGAACUUCCUGCUGUCUCUCUCAUUGGACAACAUCGCCAAGCAGGAACAUAAGAUCUACUGGCCUGCCCCGGUCGACUGGAGGGAGGAGUGUAACUGGGCUGGCAAGGAUAUCACGUCUGACUGCGUGAACUAUGUGAAGAUCGUGCACCACUAUAACCGCACCCACCUGUACGCCUGUGGAACUGGGGCCUUCCACCCUACCUGUGCCUUUGUGGAGGUGGGACACAGGAUGGAGGACCAUGUGUUCAGGAUUGACCCCUCUAAGGUGGAGGAUGGGAAAGGAAAGAGUCCCUAUGAUCCUCGCCACAAUGCUGCCUCUGUGCUCGUUGGUGAUGAGCUAUAUGCAGGUGUGGCCACAGACUUAAUGGGACGUGACUUCACCAUCUUCAGAAGCCUUGGGAAACGCCCCUCCAUCCGCACUGAACAGCAUGACUCACGCUGGCUCAAUGAACCAAAGUUUGUUGGUUCCUUUUGGGUCCCUGAGAGUGAAAACCCUGAUGAUGACAAGAUAUUUUUCUUCUUCCGUGAGACGGCAGUUGAGGCCCAGGGGCUUGGAAAGUCCACUUACUCCCGCAUUGGACAACUCUGUAGGAAUGAUAUGGGCGGUCAGCGGAGCCUGGUGAACAAGUGGACGACAUUCCUUAAGACCCGGCUGAUCUGCUCGGUACCAGGAGCUGAUGGCAGCGACACUUACUUUGACGAGCUGCGCGAUGUGUUCCUGCUGCAGACGAGGGACAGAAAGAAUCCCCUGGUCUACACUGUCUUCUCUACUUCCAGCAGUGUAUUUAAAGGCUCAGCUGUGUGUCUCUACUCCAUGAAUGACAUCCGGAGGGCUUUCCUGGGACCAUUCGCUCACAAAGAGGGGCCCAACUACCAGUGGGUCCCCUUCCAGGGAAAAGUUCCCUAUCCCCGCCCAGGAAUGUGUCCCAGCAAGACAUUUGGCAGCUUUGAGUCCACUAAGGGAUUCCCAGAUGAUGUGAUCCAGUUUGCACGUCACCACCCUCUGAUGUAUAAUCCGGUCUAUCCUAUGAGCCGAAGGCCCGUUUUCGUCAGAACUAACGUGGACUACAGCUUCACACAGAUCGCUGUGGACAGAGUCAGUGCUGCUGACGGACAAUAUGAUGUCAUGUUUAUUGGCACAGACAAAGGGACAAUACUAAAGGUCAUCAAUGUCCCCAAGGAGAGCUGGAACAAUAUGGAGGAACUUCUACUGGAAGAACUGGAGGUCUUCAAAGAUGCGUCAUCUAUCAUCAACAUGCAGAUCUCCUCAAAACGGCAACAGCUGUAUGUUGGCUCUGACACAGGCAUUGCCCAGGUUCCCCUUCACCGCUGCAGUGUGUAUGGGAAAGCCUGUGCUGAGUGCUGCCUGGCCAGGGACCCGUACUGCGCCUGGGAUGGAACAUCCUGUACUCGCUACCUUCCAAACACCAAGAGACGUUUCCGUCGCCAGGAUGUGAGGAAUGGAGACCCCAACACUCUCUGCUCUGGAGACCACCAUAAGCACCGCGUGGCAGAGAGGAAGCUGUAUGGCGUUGAGGGAAGCAGUACUUUCUUGGAGUGUAUCCCCAAAUCCCUCCAGGCCAGGGUCACCUGGACCUUUCAGAAACAUCCACAGAACCCGCGAGAAGAGGUGCGUCUAGAUGACCGUGUCCUCCAGACAGACAGGGGCCUUCUGAUUCGCCGUGUCUUGAAGAGAGAUAUCGGCAUCUACCAGUGCCACGCUAUGGAACACGGCUUCACUCAGACAUUACUAGGCAUCACCUUGGAAGUUGUGCCCUCGACGUCCUCCUCAGUCUCCAACCUACCCUCUGAUGCCCCUGUCCGAUUAGAUCCCCGCAGCGGAGGUGGACCCCCAGUGACCAAUCAAAAGCUUUGGUACCGGGACUUCAUGCAGCUGGUGGACCACCCUAACCUGAGCACUGUUGACCAGAUAUGUGAGCAAGUUUGGGCACGCAAGAACGCCGGCAGUGACCAGGCGGAUAAGGUCUUUCCUGCUCCUGCGAAGGACGUCCCGCCUCUGGGCCCUGUUGUCCGCCCAGCUAACAAGAAAUGGAAGCAUCUUCAGGAGAUAAGGAAGGGGAGAAACCGCCGGACCCACGAUGGGAAACCGAACCCUCGGGCACCACGCAGCGCAGGGGAGUAACAGCAUAGAGAAAGAGAUGGAGGGAGAAAGGAAUGACUGAUACAGUGAGAGAGGAGGAGAGUGGCAUAAAGAAACUGAGAAACCAAGAACUCCUGGAGGUGGUUACACACAUACAGAUAUGACAUGCACAUGCACACGCACAUGCACACACAUGUGCACAUGUUCACUUACACAACACAUACCACAAACACACACACACACAUAAACACAUGGCACCUCCUCUAUUGUGUAUAUUUAUCUAUGGAUGCCCCCAGUAUAUGGUAAUCCUAAUCCCUGAGUCCUCGUUCCACUGGCCAGCCCCUGCAUGUGCUGCCUUAAUGCCCAAAUUGAUUCUGCACGAUCCCUUUACACUGUUCACUAGCAUAGAUUGAGUGUUGAAGCAGGUACGUGGGAGUAAACCCACAAUUAUCUGUGGGCAACUCACCUGUCAUUCCCUUUGCCACUGACUGUAUAUGGAAGAUGGGUUCACAGCACAGGAUGAAGACAUCUUAAAAGUUUGUCUCUACAUGCCAGCUACACAUUAUAUGUGGAGAGCCGGUCACAGUAUGAACACCCACUCCUCUGGGCUACACCACUUGGAGCAAAAACUUUCAGAUGAAGUGUCUUCAUGGCUUUUCCUGCCUGAAGAUUUAAUGCCAAUGUAGAAAAAUGGUGGACUUGAGUGUGAUGCAUAAUGGGAAAGAAUGUAGAAACUGGAAAAUACUACAAAGUAAUGGUCUCUAACUGGAAACACACUUAACUAUCUAUGUGCAAUUGCACCAGCAUGCAGACAGAUAAACACUUUUUAAAACAUUAUUUCUACAGAUGAAUCGAUCAACUUCCUAUGGUGCUCUUCGUGCACAUAUUUCCAUCAACCUCACUUUUCACUUGGUCUUGUGUGCAUACUACAUAAUACAUACAUCACAGAUGAGGCAGAGAUGCCGGCUGUGUGGGGCAGCCUGUGGAAUAGAUCAGUAUGGUGCAGAACUGGUUAUAUUAUAUAGUAGGUUUCUUAGUGGUUUCCUUAGGCACAUUGAGGCAUGUUGCAGCAAAAUAAAUCACACAAUACAAUGCAGUUAUGGUUAAAGAGAAGUCAUAUCUGGCCAGAUAUGAUUAUAUUGCUUUACUGGUCCAAACCACUAGAGAAUGAGGGGUGGAAAAACUACUGCAUUCCAUGAUGUGAGAGAAAGACAAGAUGUUUACAGUACACAGACAAAGCUGAAGCACCAAGAAGUCAAGUUCUAAAGGCAAAUCAAACAAGUUUUAAUUGCGUAACAUACAUAAAUAUAGUUAGUACUGAAACUGCAUAUAAAAUAAGAGUUUUGGCAUGAACCAAAACCUAUACAAUUCACUAUUUAUUGGUUUUCUUUGACUGUGUUCAAUGUUUUGUGCAUUAACAUCAAGGAAAAAUCAUGAACACAGUGGUUCGGGUUGGGAGGCAUUACUGCAAUGAGGAGGAGGAGGAAAGAUCUUAGUGGACUCCAAGUAUGACAACCCAUGUUUCUGGGCUACAGUACAGUAUAUAUAUUAGCAUGAUAUUUAUGAGUGAAACUAUGAUUUUUUUUUCCUUUGUAUUCUAAAUGGUACUUCUACUCCUUGCUCUUUUACACUGUUCUUGCAUAUGUUGUUUGUGAUAAAUACAUAUAUGCAAAUAUUAAUGACAGUCACUGACUCCUCAUUCAGCACAGUAAAAUGUACAGAAAGCUGUUCAUCUGUGCUACCCACAAUGCAUUUCACUGUUGGCAAAAAAAAAGAAAAGAAAAAAGAACUUUCAUCUGACUUCAUACACUGUUGUGGUCACAUUUCAAUGUAGUGUUACGGUCAUUAAUAAUUAACUUUUGCUGCUUAACGAUGUCAUCUCUUCCUAAUGGACAAUUAGUGUAAUAAGGUCUUCCUUCUCUCUGUCUUUAGUCCAAUUUCUCGUAUUAUCUGUAAAGAAACCUCGUUUGUUGGUUGUCUGUGCUAACAUGGUGUGUGUAGCCUGUCCCCUAGUGUCCAUUGUGUGUAUAGGCUCAGAAGAAGAGCCUACCUGUGGUACCAUAUUUUAUUAUAUCAUAGUCUGUCGACAAGAAAGAAAGCAACUGGCCUUGUAAGAUAAAACAUGCAUUCCUACAUUCAUCAAAUCUCAUUAUGAUUUUUAUGAUGGAUAUAUGGUCUAAUUUGUGCUGCUACCACAAGUUUUUCAAAAGCAUGAAUGGCUUUAAAAGAUUCCCGGUAUCUUCAGACAAUAAUGUAUUUUUGUAAUAGUAUUAAUACUUCUACAUUUGGCUUUGGUAUUAAUUCACACAAAGAAAUGUGUGCCCAAAUGGCCCUUGGAUCAAACCUGAGGUACUUUAGGAAACCAAGUAAUAGCAGGUGAUAACAGGAGGCAGCACAAACUAGGUCAGUGAGUGGAUUUUAGGUGUAUGGAAUCAUUGUCAUUGUUAUUUAUAUACCUUCUUUAUAGAGAUGUAAUUAACUCUUUGAACCGAACUGAACUGACUGACGCCUGUAAAAGGGACACUCUGCAUUUUGACACCACACCCAGGAACAGAGGAUUCAAUGCAAAAAAAGGCAUUAAAAAAUUGAAUGUGUGUUCAAUUGUGGGAAGAUGUUGUUGGUACAUGCAUGCGCCAUUACCUGCAUUUAAACCACAGAAAUAUUGAGUUUAGGCUACUAAUUCUCUAAAUGGACAUUAAGGUUAUUAGUUGUGUACUUCUUUGUCCUUUAAUAAAACAUUAUUUACAUUGGUAGUGAUGUCAGACUUGAUCGAGUCUCCCUUUUAAGCCAGCUGUUGUUUUGUGCUCUUUUGAAAUUGCAUGACCAAUGUUAGUGGCUAAUGCAUUUGACAAUGGUGUGGUGGACCGAAAGAGCGAGAGAAAGAAAGCACAAUUUUGAAUAUUAUUAUUAUUCCUAUGUAUUUAUGUGCAAAGAUAAGCUGAUAUGUUGUGGUGGAUUUUUAUUUUUCUUAUAAAUGUAGAUUUACAUCUGUAUCGUUCAUGUUCUGCUGAAAAAGGACUCAUCCUCAACCAUUUUUGUACAUUACGGCCAAUGGGGAAAUUUUUCCUGACCACGGUGUCUAAUUAGAGUCUUUGUAGAUCACACAGCCCUCCAAUCAACACUCCUGUUGUAAUUCAUGCCAUGUGACGCACCCCUGUAUGACAAGGAGAGGCUUGUGUAUGUGUGUGUGAGUGAGAGAGAAAUGUGUGCUUGUGGUUUAUGUGUGCGUGUGAGAGAUAGUUUUGGGGGAAAGCAGAGCUCUGUAUAUAAUGGCAAAGAAACAGUGGUGUGCAUGUGCAGAGUGGUCUGAUGGUGAAAGUUCAAAGGUCGAAGGCCAAAGUUAACAUGGUGCACUGUAAUACUCCCAGAGGUCUUUGUGAAAUGUCAUGUCAGAUUGUUUUUGAUUAACACAAUAAAAAUAUGCAGUUACUUUAAAUGAAAA